AGGAGGAGGAACAGGUGUGGGUUAAGGGAAGCAAGGCUUUAAAAGGCAGAAUUUGUUAGCUCACAGGUCUCAAUCUAGAUAGAACUGUCUUGGGCACACACCCAUAUUAACACCCACGACAACACACAGAUAGGCCUAGACACUUUGGGAAUAUGGCUUCCAGCAACCCUCUGCCCAGUGGCACCAGUGUGUUCACCACUAUUCCAGACAUCUUCUUCAUCCCUGAGUUUGUGAGUACAGACAAAUCAAAUAAGUGUUCUGCUCUCAGCUGUGACUGGACUACUGCUCUUGACUCUAGAAAUAUUAUUUACUCUAAUGCUCUUUACUCAAGAAAUUGGAAUGAAUGCCCUUCACAUUUAUCAGAGGGAGACAAAUGUGAUUGUUUAAUGUAAUAUUUGGGUAUGCAUGAAGUAUUUCAGAGUGCACUGACAGGAGUAUUACUUUAGAAUGGCAGACACUGUGUGUAGACUCAUACCAUGCACUUUUUUGAUUGGUGCAGCCUUCAUGGUCAGGUAUCCCUUGCGAUAGAGACUAUGUGUAACAAUGGGCUUUUCCUGGUUAAAUAAAGGUACAAAUUCAAAUAAAUGGUGGUGCAUUUCUGCUGGUAAUUGUUACCAUAGUACUUGAAAAUAUGUUGGGCCAUGGUGAUUUCUGGUUUGUGAAUAUCAGUUAAAUCCUUAUCUGAAACCAAACUAUGGAGAUCACAUGUUCCGUACUGUAUCAAAACGCCAUUAAUCCAAUUUUUAUUGCCGUGUUUGUUGAAGGAGGGGGCAGAAUGUGUGUGUGAGUUUGGAAAUGACUGUGUAUGAAGCAGUAUCAGCUUCUCUAUGGAGAAAUUGUGGCAUUUGUAUCUAGUAACUAAUCAAAUAGCAUAUGAUUAUGAACAAGUGUUCAUUUGGAUGUUUUUGACAGAGGUAAAGAUAACAUAGAAACCUUAACUGUUUAUUGUUACAUGCCCUAGCUGUCACAGCCAUUACUUGGUGAAAUGUUCUAUGCAAAUGGUUGAACCCCUGACUAAAGUAGGUUUAGUAAGACAGAGCUGUCAGACCUUGCCUAGAGGUGCAUGUUUACUUACCUUGUUACUGUGGCCUGCUCUCUGUGGUCUUACCACAACACAUGGAGUGACACUAUUGGGGUGACAUUAAGAAGUGGAUGGCUGAUUGAACCAUCAAAUCCCUUGACCAACAACUUGUCAACUAAAUGCAUUGAUGUUAACUUUAUGACUUUAUGACUGUAUGUGUUCUGUGUUCUCUCUCUCUCUCUCCUGUGUGUGUGUGUGUGUGUGUGUUUGUGUGUGUGUGUGUGUGUGUGUGUGUGUGUGUGUGUGUGUGUGUGUGUGUGUGUGUGUGUGUGUGUGUGUGUGUGUGUGUGUGUGUGUGUGUGUGUGUGUGUGUGUGUGUUUGCAUGUGUGCUUGUUGGCAGAUAUUCGGGGGUCUGGUGUGGACCCUAGUGGCCUCCACAAAGGUGCUGAUUGCGAACCCUCAGGGCUGGGUGAUGUUUGUCUCUGUGUUCUGCUUCAUCUUCACUACACUGUGGUUCCUCAUCUUCAUCAGUGGAGCCAAUAAGAGCAGCAUCUGGCCCACACUGGUGAGUCUGAGAGCCAUUCAUACAGCCAUCUUUGAUCAAAGUGAUUUACUCAAAAUGGAUGAAAAUGACGAUGAUAUGGAUUUUCUUCCCAUCCUAAAUGUGUAAUGAAAAAUAAUGUUAAUGAUGAUGAGAGUAUAAUGAACAUUAUGUCUAUUGAAAGGCUGUAGUGUUAUAACAGGUAGUCUCUAUUGGAUGAUGACUGUAACUCUCAUGUGUUUCUUUCAUCUUCUCAAAUAGCAAGGGGACUCAGAGAGGAAGAUAGCGUAGAUCGCUCUCGAAGAGACUAGCAGAACUGCUUGAGCGAGAUCACUCUAUCUCUCUUCUCUCUAUCUCUCUCGCUCUAUCUCUCGCUCUUCUCUUCUCUCUCUCUCUUCUCUCUUCUAUCUUCUCUCUCUCUCUCUCUCUCUCUCUCUCCUCUAGGAUGUUGCGUAUCAUGCCCUUGCAGCCUUCUUCUACCUCAGUGCAGCAGUGGUACAGGCCAAUGUCACCCUUGGUCUACAACAAUUCACCACUGUAUUCUUCAAAGAAUACCAAUUGGACAUUGCUGCAGUGGUAUGUUCCAUCACUCCUGUGAUUCAAACAAAGUGUACUUCAACUGAACCCUACUGCAUGUUCCCCAAGAAGAACCAUGUUGAAUAUUGUAGUAUCCUAAAUAGUAGCCUAAAUAGGUUACACUGCAGUGCAGGGGUUCUUAAACCUUUUCAGCCUUGGACACGAAUAAGAAAUGUAGUGUUUUCCUGGGACCCAAACUAAUGAAAACAUGCCUCCUUUUGGGGACCCUAAGCAAGAUUUGGUUGGGGGCUAUAUUUCCUGCAAUUCUACACAUUUUCCCAUGACUUAUACCAUGUUAAUAUGAUAUCUGAGUGAGAGUGAGUAACAAGAUCAAUUAACAUGUCCACUUUGGGUCGCAACCCACCAUUAACAUGUCCACUUUGGGUUGGCUGCUGUAGUGUUCAACUUCACAUAACCAAGUGAGAGAACUAGUGGUCGAUCCCACUCCUCACCUUUCUGUAUCUUGUAUUUUUCCUGUAGGUGAUGUGUUAUCUGGUGACUCUGCUCUACACUAUCCAUGCCAUCUUUUCUGCGAUGAGAUGGAAGAAUUCCUCAUGAAGACCAGCAUCUACAAGACAACAGACAAUGGGACAAUAGACAUUAGACAAGGCUUUGAUAUGACAUCAAUUGUAAUCUGUACAUAUUACAAUAUUUUUCUAAAUGAUUUUCUUCCUGCAAAUACCAGAAACCAAUCUGGAGUGAAAUGCAUGUACAAUAAUAAAACAAAUAAAAUAAAAAAAUAUAUGUUUUAUAUUUAACCAA
Messenger RNA from Coregonus sp. 'balchen', 2901 nucleotides. NCBI's taxonomy places the organism in Eukaryota, Metazoa, Chordata, Actinopteri, Salmoniformes, Salmonidae. The record is from the annotation of a GenBank genome assembly.